Molecule: messenger RNA, 2487 nt
Organism: Phytophthora sojae
Lineage: Eukaryota; Oomycota; Peronosporomycetes; Peronosporales; Peronosporaceae
Exons: 3
Coding region: 1-2487 (828 amino acids)
Molecular function (GO): metal ion binding; protein binding
Source: RefSeq, a predicted model, not a curated record
AUGUGGGCGUCCAGCAGCAUGAUCAGCGAGAGUGGCUGCAGCUCGAGGGGCGUGCGGCUCGACGCCGACCCCAAGCAGAGGCGACUAACCAUUGCGCGCGGGACGGACGACAUGGACUCUUCUGUCCAGCUAUCGGACCAGGAGAUCGUCACGGACCUGUUGGCGACGCUACCCAAGCUCAAAGCUGCCGUGGAGGACCACGAGAACAGGGCUCCGAACUGGCUGCGGAAGUCGAAACACGGUGACUCCGUCGAGAUCUACGAACUGUUGCCGACUCGCGACGGUAAGGGCGACGACAUGGAUAUCGUCCACUCAGUGGUGGCGACGAUCGAGAUUGAAUGCCAUUUGAACGAAGUACUUAACGUGCUCACGAGCCACAAGACGAACCACGAUCUGGAGGCAUCGAUGCGGGCCAUUAUUCCGAAGAAGAAACUCCGACAGGGUGAGGUACUGCUUCAGCCUCACGCUACGACGCUGGACGGCGCUCCGAUCAGGAGAACUCGAGCCACGGAGAAGUCCUCGCGUGGUGGGAAAGCGGUGAGAUUCGAUGAUAUUCCGGAGGAUGAGGAGCAGGAGGACGAGGAGCGGAAGGUGCUCGUGAGUGUCAGCAUGACGCGCUUCAAGUCCAAACGCAGGUUGGACUUGCAGGGGCGACUGCGCAACCGCCACCAGCGUCUGCAGAAGCUCUGCCUCGCGACGCUCACGCACCAGUUCAUUGGUAAACAGCGCGCAGUUCACAUCAUCAAGACGCUCCCUCGAUCCGUUCACGAUCAGCUUGCUCCGAUCGAGGAGAAGCACCAGAGCCGUUCGGUGCUAGGCAGCGGCCUGCGCGGCCUUGACCAUAUCUCAAUCGGCUUCGACAUCCAAACUAGGACUGUCCACUGCAUCGGCGCGCGCGGUGCGGCGCAGUCGACGAGGAUUAUUGCACACGGGUACGCGUCCGUCACAGCCCCGGAAAACUUCGGCCAGCAGCAGACGAAGACCAUGAGGAAUUACAGCCCUUCGGAACUGGCCCAGUACCGCUCAGCUCAUGUGAACGCUGAGGCCAAGCACGUGAUUGAACUAUUAACAACGUCGCUGCUUCAAUUCGAGCGCGUGAUUCGCCGCCGACGCCUCGGUCUGCAGACAUUCAUCAAGAUGAAGGCUAGUAGCAGCGAUCGGCAGGGUUUCCAGGCGUGUGAGGUGUGCAACAAGGGCUUCUCGCUGCUUCGACGCGAAUUCGGCUGCCAACUGUGCGGCCACGUGUGCUGCAGCGACUGCUCCAAGCUCUACGAGGUGGAGCAGGUCGUCGGAGAAAUCGCCAAGAAGCGGCUGUGCGUGCGCUGCAUCACCAACGUCGACUCGUGCAUCUUCGAGGACGAGGACUUCAUCGCUGCGCUGGGUCCGGCGAAAUAUGACUUCGACCGCCGCGGUGAGAACGACACGUACGCGAGUCUUGGAUCCACCGUGGCUUGCUCCGAGGUUGACAGUGGAGGCAGUCCCGACGACGUGUCCGCGGAGCUGUACCCUGACAACGUGCUAGAGCGCUCGAUGGCGCUGCAGACGCUCGAUCGGCUGGUGAACUCGCAGGUCAACGCCAAAGGGAAGCAGACGCUGUUCGAGCGGUCUCGCCUCACGCAGUCGCAGUUGUACCAGUCUCAGCUGGCCCAGUCUCGCCUCACGCAGUCGCAACUGAGCAACUCGCACAACUCGCAGUCGCAGUUUGACCACUCGCAGUUCAACCAGUCCCGCCUGAAGCAGGCGCAAUUCGACGAGUCCAUCGUGGCGCAGCUCCGCGCCGACGUCGAGGACCACCUGAAGCGAACACUGCGAGCCACGCUACGCAACACCAAGAGGGGCUUCGCUGGCGCCGACGAGUCGAUGUUCUCCAUCGCGCCGCUGGAGCGCGACUAUCAGCUCGAGUUUGACGGCAGCCAGACCAUGUCCCCCGCACACCCGCUGCCGCCCAAGCCGCUGCCCGUGCAGGAGCGGAGGAGACUCGAGUACGUCAUCGGCUCCGGCGCGCUGAGUCCGACGUACGACCGCAGUGCACUCAACAUGCUGGGCCAGAUCGCUGCGGCUCACCUGGACUGCCCCAUCGGGUACAUCACCAUGAUCGACCAGUCUACGCAGUACGUGGUGGGGCUGCACCCCGGCAACGCCAUCGGCAUGUCCAUUCCCCGAGAGGAGUCCAUGUGCUCGUACACCAUUUACCACGAGCGUCCGCUGGUGGUCAAGAACGCAUUGAACGACGUCCGCUUCAGCCACAUGGGCUUCGUGAGCCAGACUGGACUGCGGUUCUACGCGGGCUUCCCCAUCCGCGCGCCUGACAGCGCCGUGGUGGCCACGAUCUGCGCGGCCGACUAUAAGCCGCACAAGUACAUCUCGGCCAAGCAGUACGCCGAGAUGGAGGCGCUGGCCGAAUUGGCCAGCACGCUCAUUAUCACUCCCGACAUCGAAGUCAAGGCGGCCAAGCGGGAGCCGCAGCAAGCGUUCCCGCGGUGGUAA